AUGAGCUCUUCCCAAACGUUUGAUCACAUUCGCAUUCUAUCGUACCUAGGUUUACCGGAUGACUACAGCCCAUCCCCCUCGCAAGCUCCCAUCGAGUUUGUAGUCCAACACUUUCACCAACUCCCACCUGAAUUACUCAGGCAUUUUUCCUUCGUCACCACCCCACGGCAACGGUCUACCGUUGCAGCCGUCCGUAAUAGGCGGUUCCGUUUUGCUCUUACGGAUCCACCGGAGUUGCGUUUCACCGCUGCCAGAUCUCAAUGGCCCACUCUCUGGGACGGCCGCGAGCGCCGUGGACAGGAUGAAGGUCGCGAGGAGAAGGAGUGGGUGGAGAAUGCCUUCCUUGGGGGAGGAAGCAAGCCUUACGUAGGCAAGCUCGGCGCUCUUCUAGGCGAUUAUGAGGAAGAGCGCGAGGCCGAACGCGUCCGAGUAAUUCGCAGACAGGAGGCGAUGCACGAGGAGUUCGUCCCCGAAGAAGACGAAAGCUCUGAUGAAGAGGAUGUCUCUACUGUGGAGGAGGAGCCUGAGGCCUCUGGCGACUCACAGGCCCUGUUUCAGCGGCGCAUUCGGGAGCGUUUCAUAUACGGUCUGUUGGAAACGGACUUGUACGAUCAAGUCGACUGGGAGGAGAAAUGGGAUGACAGUGAUCGAGAGACAGAAGACCGCUGGUUUGAUGAGGAAGAUGAGGAGACAUCUCCGAUGUAA
Heterobasidion irregulare TC 32-1 is the source of this 705-nucleotide messenger RNA. RefSeq lists its product as uncharacterized. Lineage: Eukaryota; Fungi; Basidiomycota; Agaricomycetes; Russulales; Bondarzewiaceae. The record is from RefSeq and is a predicted model, not a curated record. The coding region runs from base 1 to 705 and encodes 234 amino acids. The transcript is spliced from 2 exons.